GCGGGAGGAGGCCUCACUGGUGGCCGAGCUGUUCCUCCAGAGCAGUCGAGAGCUGAGCUCCGCAGCCGAUCCCGACUCGGAGCCUGACCCCUGUCCAGCCAUGGCGGCCUGGCUGCUGCUCCUCCCGCUACUGUCGUCUCUGCUCCCGGGCGGGGGUGCCUGGCACCUUCCUCUGGCGUCAGACCCCACGCUGGAGGCCCCGGCUCAGUUUGCGAUGGAGGUUUACAACCGAGGCCGCGAUCCUGAGGCUGCGGCGGUGCCGCAGAGCGUCCAGGGGCGGAGCCUGAAGAUGGCCCAUGGGGUGCUGUACUCCCUAGAAGUGACAUUGCAUGAGCCUCCUUGCAGCCCCCCCACAGCCUGCAAGGACCCCCAGUCUUCAGGGACCCUGCUUUGUCGUUUUGAAGUCCUGGACCAGAUGUGGGCCAAGCAGACGCUGCUGAAGCAGGACUGUGGCCAGCCUGGGGCCCAGCAUCUUCCCUGGAGUUCCGGCCAUCAGCCUCCCAUCCCCCCAUCGCAGGGUGACUCAGUGCAGCUGAUUACACUCUUUAAGGACUUCCUCGCCACCUACAACAAGAGCUACGCUGAUGCCACAGAGACACAACGGCGUCUGGGCAUCUUUGCCCGGAACCUCGAGCUGGCUCGGAAGAUGCAGGAGUUGGACCAGGGUUCUGCUGAGUACGGAGUCACCAAGUUCAGUGACCUCACAGAAGAGGAGUUUCGGACUUUCUAUCUGAAUCCCCUAUUAAGCAGCCUCCCAGGCCGAGCUCUGAGGCCAGCCCCGCCCGCAAAAGGCCCAGCCCCUGCUGCCUGGGACUGGAGAGAUCAUGGGGCUGUCACGGAAGUCAAGAAUCAGGGCUUGUGUGGGUCCUGCUGGGCCUUCUCUGUCACAGGCAACGUGGAAGGGCAGUGGUUUCUACGCCAUGGGACCCUGCUGACCCUUUCCGAGCAGGAGCUGGUGGACUGUGACACCCUGGACCACGCCUGUGGUGGAGGCCUUCCCUCCAAUGCCUAUACGGCUAUUGAGAGACUCGGCGGGCUGGAAACAGAGAAGGAUUACAGGUACGAGGGCCACAGGGAGCGUUGCAGCUUUUCUCCUGACAAGGCGAGAGCCUACAUCAACAACUCGGUGGAUCUGAGCCGCGAUGAAGAAGAGCUCGCUGCCUGGCUGGCAGAGAAUGGCCCCAUCUCCGUCGCUCUCAAUGCCUUCGCCAUGCAGUUCUACCGCCGUGGGGUCUCCCACCCAUUCCGGCCCCUCUGCAGCCCCUGGUUCAUUGACCACGCUGUGCUGAUUGUGGGUUACGGCAACCGCUUGGGCCUCCCUUUCUGGGCCAUCAAGAACAGCUGGGGCCGCGACUGGGGCGAGGAGGGUUAUUAUUACUUAUAUCGAGGGGCCCGGGCUUGUGGGGUGAAUGCCAUGGCCAGCUCUGCCAUCGUGGACUAGAGAACCUGCUCAGGUCUGCAGUUGGUAACAGCAGUACCCCUCUGGGCAGGGCAAUGUCUCAGCAGCUGCACAGCCUGGCUCGUGCACUCAGAUCCCCUAGACUAGCCUAGGCUAUUGUGGUUCAUUCCUGUUGAUGUAGGCACUCUCGGCCCUGCCCAGGGCUGUCUGAGGGCAAGGUAGCUCGGUGUGGGGAGGGAGCCAGGGGCAGCUGGGGGCUCAGAUGGAGCUGGAGGAAUGGGAGGUGGUCAGAGAGAAAGGGUCCCCUCAAGUGAGGCAGGACCCCAGAUCUGAAGCCCGGUUCUGUCAUGUUCCUAGCUACUGCAGAUAAGGCCCUCCUCUGAACCUCAGUUUCCCCCUCAGUGUGAUAGUGUGAAUUCUCCUUCCUCCCCUGGCUGAGAUGAAAACCAUGUCUGUUACAAUUGAAGGCUUGUGCCUGACCACCCUCUAGCAUCAAUAAAGAUAGGACCCUCCC
This is a messenger RNA of Vombatus ursinus (common wombat), 1913 nucleotides long. RefSeq names its product cathepsin F (gene CTSF). The coding region runs from base 101 to 1441 and encodes 446 amino acids. NCBI's taxonomy places the organism in Eukaryota, Metazoa, Chordata, Mammalia, Diprotodontia, Vombatidae. The transcript is spliced from 14 exons. The record is from RefSeq and is a predicted model, not a curated record. Gene Ontology annotation, molecular function: cysteine-type endopeptidase activity. Gene Ontology annotation, cellular component: lysosome.